CACUGGUACUGUUGUUCCUACGCGCGUCCGUCCCUCAGCCCGCGGUCGUGUUGUCUUCAGUGUUUCCGCUGGUCACGGCAGUAGUGAGGAGCAUCUACUUACUUGCUGAACUGUGAGCAUUGCUGUUUGGCUGGUGAUGUGACAAGUGAAGAGCCUUCCCUGGGAUCCGCCACCACCAUAACUGAUGCCACAAGCACCUGUCAAAGUCACAGGAACGACACUGAAUGAAAAGUUAAUACUGAAGGCCAAAAGUGAGCUGGUCCCAUUGAAAGGAAUGUUUCGAUGAUGGUUGUGGUGGACUUAAGAGUUUCCACGAUCUUGGCUUAAGUGGAGGUGUGUCUGUGUUGGUGAGGCAAGGACGGUGGAUAUGAAAAUGCUGCUGUUGUGAUAUAGUGGUGUCUAUCUCCUUGAGGGUGAUUGGAAAAUCUAGCUCUUCAUCAUGGCUUCUGGGUUUGAAGAUGACAAUGUACUGGUAACAAUGUCAAGGAUGGUGAGGCUAUGCUGCCCAGACCCCGCCACAACGCUGACAGCGCCGCCAUUACUCUCCUACGGCUCUUUGGUGGAGCAUCCCCGUCAGGUUACCAGCCUCUUAGGCGGUCUUCAUCGGGGCCAGAGCGGCCGCUACACUAUCCUGCCUACUAUAUCCGUGGUGGCACCAUGGGAUGACCCUGUUCACCACAACCUUGUCAAGGACAGUGCUCUGAGUGACAGCAACGCGGUAACUUACGUGGUUGCACCCACGCCUGUUCUCCCACCGCCCACUCCCACCGCCCGGCCUUCAUGGCUGGGUGACGCGGCACUCAACGCCACCCACCGCUUCUACAACGUGCUGCGGGCGGUGAUGCACGGCGGGGAGCUCGAGGCGCGUCCCGCCCUUAGGGGCGAGGACAGGCGUGGUGUGGAGGAGUUCUCGACGGGAGUGACGCCGCGGCCAUCCACUCAGACUGUCAUCAAUUCUGGUCUAGACCCGGCCAUCUCGCCCCUUGUCCAGGUGUGCGCGGCUUUGGCGGUGGUGGUGGUGGUGAUGGUACUACUCUUCCACUGGCAUCACCUGCGUCAAGAGUGUCUGAGGGAGCGCCGCGCCCUCCGCCGGCUUGCUCGGCGAUAUGGCAUGGCUCGUGAUCUCCAUCCAGAAGACGACGACUUAGAGAAAAACGACUCCUCUCAUGUGACGGACGUAACGCUCUGAGACACACACACACACACACACACACACACACACACACACACACACACACACACACACACACACACACACACACACACACACACGCUACUGCCUAAUUUAACAGCUAGUGAUCAGAGAGAUAACGCUAAUUGACACUUACUUCUUCGGCGGACACUUUUUUUUUUUUUAAACCAUUUUUUUCAGUAAGCAUGUUCGUGUGAGUAUACAUCAAGACUAUUUCAUUGCUGUCAAAACGAAAAAUAGCUAUACGGCAAUGUUCUGUGAUUCACUCACGGUAAAGAGACGAGAUGUAACACGCCGCAGCCAGGAUGUAAUGCAGAUGUGCAGAUGACACCGUGCCCCAGUGGGUGGUGAAAUAGACUCUGUAAGAACAUAAGACGAAAGGAACUAAUUUGAAUCUGAUGAUUUACUGUCCACGCAAGCAUUCUCAGGUGUUCUCUGCUGAACUGAGGACUUUUCUCAUUCCCCAGAUCCAACGCUGAGUUUACUUGAAGAUUACAAAGGGA
Messenger RNA from Portunus trituberculatus (swimming crab), 1695 nucleotides. RefSeq lists its product as uncharacterized. NCBI's taxonomy places the organism in Eukaryota, Metazoa, Arthropoda, Malacostraca, Decapoda, Portunidae. The coding region runs from base 440 to 1189 and encodes 249 amino acids. The transcript is spliced from 6 exons. The record is from RefSeq and is a predicted model, not a curated record.